UGGUGAUCUGUAAGUCGGAUGAGGUCAGAACACCUCUUGCACUGCGUAUCAUCCAUGGCAGAGACACAGCCACUUGGGGCAGGGCGGUUGAUCAACGGCCGACAAUCGCGUUGUCCUACGUAAGUAGGUCGGGGCGAUGACCAGGAUGCCAGAGGCGCUGUGGAAUUAAGGUAUGAAUAGUAUGUACUACUAUGUAGGAACUAGGAAGGAGGAAGGCACGAGACGGCAUGCCAUGCGGAGAAUUACCCCAAAUUUCAGGCGCACCCUGGAUCUACACGUGGGCCUCUCCUGGUCCAGUGACUGUGUCUUCCGGUAUAGAAAACACUCUUGCCGACGAUGGCACACAGAUAACGUGUGUACAUCCAACCGCGCACCCGCUAGGACUUGAGAUAUCAUCCCCUUCCUCGAAUAUCACCCCCACACCAAUGCCACCUCCUCAAGGGAUUGGCGAGAUAAUCCUCCCAAAGGAGGCCGUAGCGCAAACAGCUAUUGCAACGUGGGGUCAAAUGACGUCCCAGACCAGCCACCCGAACCAAAUAAUCCAGAAAUGCCGCUGUAAUCCUUGCCUAUAUCCUGACAGUAUUAAGUCUCAUUCAUCCGCGCGCGUCGACCUUUUGAACAGAUAAUCCGCAAAUGAUGGUGGAUGUUCCGGGAACGAUUGCGCUGACGGU
This is a messenger RNA of Aspergillus ibericus CBS 121593, 671 nucleotides long. RefSeq lists its product as uncharacterized. The coding region runs from base 228 to 626 and encodes 132 amino acids. The transcript is spliced from 3 exons. NCBI's taxonomy places the organism in Eukaryota, Fungi, Ascomycota, Eurotiomycetes, Eurotiales, Aspergillaceae. The record is from RefSeq and is a predicted model, not a curated record.